AUGGGGGACCACCGUGACCGGCCCCAAGGCCUCUGUGGCUUUUCUCAUGUGGGCCCUCCAGGGUCCCGUGGCGUGGUGGAUGUGGCGCAGAUCGAAACCAAGGAGCAAUGUUGGUAUUUCCUCCGAGGUUGUUGCAGUAAGGGCCUCGCAUGUCCUUACGCACACCACGAGCCCUACCAAGAGGCGAACUACCAACAGGGUUUGCAGCAGCUUCUGCAGCAGCCCCUGGAUUGCGACCCCAACUCGCUGGUCUUGGGGGUGGAGGAGAUGAAGGUCCCAGCGCGCUUUGCCAGAGCACUCAUCGGAUAUGGUGGUGAAAACAUUAAGCUUUUGCAGCAGGUCACAGGCUGUCGGGCCUAUCUAGAAGCAGCCAAAGAUGCUGAGGGAGAAGAUGGCUUCCGAAUUCUGAAGAUCCAGGGAAUUCCGCUGCAGCGCGCACAUUGCAAAGAACUGGUGCAAAGUCACUACGCCUCUGCGCAGCAGGCGAAGAUGUUGAAGUACGACAACCACAGCGCCACGGAUCCGCUCUAUACCGCCGUGAAGGUCGCCUUGAGCGCCCAUGGUGCAGAGGACUUGGAAGACGACUUGGAGUUAGCCAAGAUUCGCUCGAAGAUAACGCAAUUUGCACGAAAGUGCGGAGAGGGCGUGGACGUGACGUGUACCAAAGAACCCUCCUUUGAGAUGGUCGUGAGGAAGCUAGCGCGGAACUUCUUCAGCCCAUUGUGUCAGACGUAUUACGAGAAGAACUGGUUCAACCGCACAGACUUUCAAUUGGUCCUGGAGGCGGCCGUCCGAGAGUUGGUGGACCCCGAGUUGGUGGCUGCCCACGAGGGCCUUCUGGAGAGGCUCAUCUGUGAAAGCCACGACUUGGCGAAGGAGGAGAAGAGUUUCUUGCCGCAGAUCUGGGAACUCGCCAGGCCGCUCUUCGAUGGGCAAAAGACUCGAAAGACGGCCACCUACGCCCUGGAGACGGGGCGAUACAACGCCCUCAUCGGUCACGAUGAAGGCACUGGCACUGAACGUGCAGAGAACUUUCUGCGCAACUGGAUUCAAAGCACUUUGGACUCCAUCACCAUGGAGUGUGGAGAUCCCUGUGCCAUUGCCACAGAAGAGAAACUCACGGAGGUCUACGCUGGUUUGCUGAACAGCUGCAACGAGGAUGGAGCCUCGAUCGCGUUGCCACAGCGCUGGGCUUGUGAAGCCUUGCCACCGCCCGAAGGUUGGCGCAGCCUGGUCCAGCAACUGAUUGCCGCUGGGGUAGUGACCUGUCGCGUGCGAGUGCAGGACAGAAGCGAAGGCAAGGCAUCAGGCAAGGGAGGCAAAAGCUCCAAGGGCGUGAAGGGCCCCAGAAGCCCUGCGCCGCCUGCAGCAUCACCCGCUCCCAGCGCCGUGCCCGGGUCGCUGUCGGCGGCCUUUGCAUGGGGCAAGGGGCAGGACUACCCGGAGCGACCAGCGGAGCCCUUUCAACCUCCUCGGCGGCCCAGCACCGCACCGCACGGCGAAGGUGUUGGUUUGCCAAGUGUCUAUGUGAGACGUCGCGGAAACUACGGCACCGGCAGCUAGGAAGUGCUGUUAGCUGUCCACAGUAGCUGUUAGAUUCCGAAAAAUAGUUGCUGCCGGGUGGAAAGGAAAGAAGAGUCAGACAUGGUGCACAGUUUGCGAUCAAGACAAUCUGCAUAUAUUUGCAUGCAAAAG
Cladocopium goreaui is the source of this 1695-nucleotide messenger RNA. Lineage: Eukaryota; Dinophyceae; Suessiales; Symbiodiniaceae. The record is from the annotation of a GenBank genome assembly.